AUGUCAAAUCUUUUGAAUGUUGUGUUACUUUAUAACAACCUAGGGAGUUCUGAACCUGAUGAGAUGAACUUCAUCAAUUCCAUGGUCAAUUGUAGCAAACUAAAAACUUUACAAUUUGACAUGAACCAAUUGACUGGAGUUCUACCUAGUUCUAUAGGAAAUCUCUCAUCUCAACUAACAUAUCUAUCAUUUUCUGGAAACUUCAUUUACGGGACCUUGCCUUCUGGGAUUGGGAAUCUUGUGAAGUUAGGGCGAUUAUAUAUAGAAUCAAAUCAAUUAACUGGGAUAGUUCCAGAUGAACUUGGAAAUCUACAAAACCUUAAAUAUUUAAUCAUGUAUGACAACUUCUUCAUCGGAAACUUUCCAGAAUUUAUAGGAAACCUGUCAUUGCUAGAGUUGAGUUUGGCAAAAAACAAACUAGAGGGUCAUAUACCUCCCAAUCUUGGCAACUGCACAAGUUUGUUGUUGUUGGACCUUUCCAUAAACAACCUUACUGGUCCUAUACCUGUUGAACUUUUUCAGCUAUCAUCCCUGUCGAUCUAUCUAGGUCUUUCUCACAACUAUUUAGUUGGACCCCUUCCCCAAGAGAUAGGAAAACUCAAAAGUUUGAUUGCACUUCAUUUGUCACAUAAUGAUCUGGUUGGAGCAAUACCAAAUGCCAUCUCAACCUGCACAAGCCUUGAGUACCUAGAUCUGGGGGCCAAUUUCUUUCAAGGUCCGAUACCUCCCUCAAUGAGUGCUUUAAGAGGUAUCAUCACCCUUAAUCUUUCCAAUAACAAUUUCUCCGGACAAAUUCCAAAGUUCUUACAACAACUAAACUUGUCUUCAUUGGAUUUGUCGUUCAACAAUCUUGAUGGUGAGGUACCGUCAGAGGGUAUUUUCAAGAAUGCGAGUUCGAUCUCAAUUCAAGGGAACAAUGGGUUGUGCGGAGGCCUUCCUGAACUUCGCCUGCCCAAAUGUGCCAUAGUAUCAAGGUCAAAGACAGGUUCUAGAACAUCACAUGUCAUUCUAGUUGUCAUUCCAAUUUGCUCGCUUUUAGUUGUAGCAAUGUUUUUGUUCUAUCUGUUUUAUUGGAAAAGAAAGAAGGCACAAGUACAAGCAGCAACAUCAGCUUCAUACGUGCAACCGUUUUCAAGGGUUUCUUAUGGAAGCAUAUUCAGAGCUACCAAUGAAUUCUCUCAACAAAACUUGAUUGGUACAGGGGCUUUUAGUGAUGUUUAUAAGGGUAUUCUUGAACCAGCUGAUGGAAUGGUUGCCAUAAAGGUUCUAAAGCUUGGAAACCAAGGAGCUUUGAAGACUUUCGUGAUGGAGUGCGAGGCUUUGAAAAACAUAAGGCAUCGUAAUCUUGUGAAAGUCAUCACUUCCUGUUCAUUCGUUGACUUUCAGGGUAAUGAUUUCAAAGCUCUUAUUUACGAGUUCAUGCCAAAUGGGAAUCUUGAAAGGUGGCUACAUCCAAGUUUAGAACAAGAGGUUGAUAUCGAAAAAGCUCCUCCACGUAGAUUGACCCUUCGCCAAAAAGUAACGACUGCUAUUGAUGUAGCUCAUGCCAUGCAUUACCUCCACCAAGAGUGUGAGGUACCCAUAAUACACUGUGAUUUGAAGCCAAGUAAUAUCUUACUUGACAGUGACAUGGUUGCUCACAUUGGUGAUUUCGGGCUGGCAAAGUUUCUGCCAUUAAAACCACACGAAAGCAGUUCAGUUGGAUUGAGAGGGACUAUUGGGUAUGCACCUCCAGAGUAUGGCCUUGGAGGUGAGAUGACAAAGGAAGGGGAUAUCUACAGCUUUGGGAUACUCUUAUUAGAGAUGAUAACGGGAAAAAGACCCACGGACCGACUUUUCCAAGAAGGAUUGAACCUCCAUAGCUAUGUGACGAUGUCCUUGCCUGAUGGUCUAAUGGAAAUAAUUGAACCGACACUAUUGCCUAUUGUUGAAGAAAGGGAGACGUUGGAAGAGAUUAUGAUUUUAUUGGCAAGAAUUGGGUUGGCAUGCUCCUUGAAAUCUCCGAAAGAGAGAAUGAACUCAAGCAAAAUCCUCCAAGAGUUGCAUCACAUCGAUGGACUCUUCUGA
Erigeron canadensis is the source of this 2067-nucleotide messenger RNA. Its product is annotated as putative receptor-like protein kinase At3g47110. Gene Ontology annotation, biological process: protein phosphorylation. NCBI's taxonomy places the organism in Eukaryota, Viridiplantae, Streptophyta, Magnoliopsida, Asterales, Asteraceae. The record is from RefSeq and is a predicted model, not a curated record. The transcript has 2 exons. Gene Ontology annotation, molecular function: protein binding; ATP binding; protein kinase activity. Bases 1 to 2067 code for a protein of 688 amino acids.